CUUUGUAGUUGUUCUCGUCCUGCCAUGACACGAACCAUGAUCCACGAAGUCGUCGGCUCCUCCUCACCCAGCCCCAUCGUGGUCGACGGGACUUCAUUCGCCCUCAACGGCAAAAACGUCUCGUACCGCUUCCACAUCGAUGCCCCCACCGGCGACCUCAUCCUCAACCACUUUGGCGGGCCGGUAACCGAGGACCCCGCCGAGGACGCCGGCCCCAACGGCGGCGGCUGGUCCACGCAGCUGCACCUCCGCCGCGAGUUCCCUGACCUGGGCAGGGGGGACUUUCGCACGCCCGCCGUGCACAUCAAGCAUAGCAAGGGCUAUGCGCUGAGCGACUUCAAGUACAAGUCGCACGAUGUGAUCAAGGGAAAGCCCUCUUUGCCCGGUCUGCCUAGCACGUUUGGCCGCGACGACGAGGUCGAGACGUUGGUGCUGCACCUGUGGGAUAGCUGCAGCUCUGUCGCGGCGGAUCUGUACUACUCUGUGUUUCCGAAGCACGAUGCUAUUGUGCGGAGCGUGAGGAUCACGAAUAAGGGGAGCAAUGCGAUUAGCGUUGAGAAGUUGGCGAGUUUUAGUGUGGAUUUUCCGCAUGAUGAGUAUGAGAUGCUGCAUUUGCAGGGGGAGUGGACUAGGGAGUGCACGAGGACGCGGAGAAAAGUCGACUAUGGACUUCAGGGAUUCGGGAGCAACACCGGCUACUCCUCUCACUACCAUAACCCCUUCCUCUCCCUCGUAUCCCCCACAACCACAGAGUCCCAAGGCGACGCCUGGGGCUUCUCCCUAGUCUACACGGGCUCGUUCCAGAUCGAGGUCGAAAAGUCUCCCCAGGGCCUCACCCGCACCCUCGUCGGCAUGAACCCCUGCCAGCUCUCCUGGCCCCUCAAGCCCGGCGAUACCCUCGUCUCCCCAGAGUGCGUGUCCAUCUUCUCCUCCGCUGGCAUAGGCGACAUGUCUCGCAAGUUCCACCGGCUCUACCGCCAGAACCUCAUCAAGAGCAAGUUCGUCCACGAGACGCGCCCCGUCCUACUUAAUAGCUGGGAAGGCCUAUAUUUUAACUUUGAUGAGGAUACUAUCUAUAAGCUUGCUCAAGAGUCGGCAGAACUAGGAGCUAAGCUCUUCGUUCUGGAUGAUGGGUGGUUCGGCGAUAAGUACCCUCGCGUGGACGACCACGCUGGGCUGGGCGACUGGGUCGUUAACCCGAGGCGGUUCCCCAACGGGCUGAAGCCGCUAGCGGAUAAGAUUAAUAAGCUGAAGGCAGCGGGGUCGGAUGAGACGCUGCAGUUUGGGCUGUGGUUCGAGCCAGAGAUGAUUAAUAAGAGCUCGACGCUUUACGAGGAGCAUCCCGAGUGGGUGCUGCAUGCGGGUGAAUACCCGCGUAGCGAGACACGGCAGCAGCUGGUGCUAAAUGCGGCUAUCCCCGAGGUUCAGGACUUUAUCAUCGAUUCAGUGGCCAAUAUCCUGGAGACAGUGCCGGUGGCAUAUGUCAAGUGGGAUAAUAAUAGGGGCAUGCAUGAGAGUCCUGCCCCUGAUAACCACCACGCCUACAUGCUAGGCAUAUACCGCGUCUUCGAGGAGCUAACCACCCGGUUCCCUAACGUCCUCUGGGAAGGCUGUGCCUCCGGCGGUGGUCGCUUCGACGCCGGCAUCCUCCAGUACUUCCCCCAGGUCUGGACGUCCGACAACACUGAUGCCCUCGACCGCAUCCACAUCCAGUUCGGCACAUCCCUCGUCUACCCCCCGUCGUCUAUGGGCGCGCACGUCUCUGCCGUCCCCAACGAAGUCACCGGCCGGACCACACCCAUCCGCUUCCGCGCCCACGUCGCCAUGAUGGGCGGCUCUUUCGGGCUGGAGCUCGACCCGGCGCACAUGCCCGCCGAGGACAAGGCGCAGAUCCCGGACCUGAUCCGCCUGGCGGAGAAGAUCAACCCCAUCGUUAUAGGAGGAGACAUCUGGCGGCUAAACCUGCCCGAGUCGUCGAACUACCCGUCUGCGCUAUUCAUAUCCGAGGACGGGAGCCAGGCGGUGCUAUUUGCGUUCCAGAUCAGGGCGACGACGGUGCAUAACUUCCCGCUGCUGAGGCUGCAAGGGUUGGAUCCGCGGGCGACGUACAGGCUUGAUGGCGGGAGGACGAUUUCGGGCGCGACGCUGAUGAAUGGGGGGAUCCAGUUCCGGUUUGGGACGGACUAUGAUAGCAAGGUUGUGCUGCUGGAGAGGGUAUAG
Messenger RNA from Fusarium falciforme, 2220 nucleotides. RefSeq names its product Alpha-galactosidase. Gene Ontology annotation, biological process: carbohydrate catabolic process. NCBI's taxonomy places the organism in Eukaryota, Fungi, Ascomycota, Sordariomycetes, Hypocreales, Nectriaceae. The coding region runs from base 25 to 2220 and encodes 731 amino acids. Gene Ontology annotation, molecular function: alpha-galactosidase activity. The record is from RefSeq and is a predicted model, not a curated record. The transcript has 3 exons.